UAAUUUACACCCAUCACAAAUUUAGCAUAUUGACCUAAUUCAACUAUUUUCUUCCCCAUUUCAAUUCAACAUGUAUUUCUUAUAGAUUCUUGCAAAUUACAUAUACAUCCCCUGUCGCACCAGAUUUUGAAACCCAGAGAGCUGAGUGAUGGCAGGAGGCAACCCUUCAAGGCAUCCAUCUUCCUCCUCAGCCAAUGCCAAGCCACCGCAAUCUUCCAAUGCUUCCCACCGUAAAUCCCGCUGGGAAUCUCCGGCGAAAAACCGCCCUCCCAAGGACUCCAAACCCUCCGGGUCGGGUUUAGGAGAUGGGAAACCUAAACCCUCACCGAAAACCGGGAAGGAAACGGCGCCGUCGACGGCCAAUGCAAAUAAACCUCCCACCCCUAAGCCCAGAUCCGAUUUCCGGUCUCCGAAACCCGCCGACCCGGAUACCCGUUCCGCGUUGCCUCCGUUUCCGUUCCAGGAGCCUCCGCCGCCUCCUACCUACGGGUUUCAUAUGCUCGAGCGCCGGAGCAUCGCGCUUUCAGAUGGUUCUUUGAGGCCUUACUACGCUUUGCCUCCGAAUUAUCAGGAUUUUCAACCUUUGCCACCUAGGGAUUUCCGCGGGCCGGGGUUAGGAUUCGAUAGGCAGUUUCCAAUGAGCCCGGAUUUCCGGCCCGAGUUCCGGGACCGUGAGAAUCCGUUUAUGUGGAACCGGAAUCAGGAUUCUUGGAAUUCGCUAGGAUUAGAUGGGCAGGCUAGUGGACCAGGGAUGGGGCCGGGUGUACAUGAGAACCCAAUGAAGAGAAAGUUUGGGGACGAUGCAAGGGAAGUGUAUGAUGGGUUUGAGAGACAAAGGCAGCAGGUUUUGAAGCAUGGAAAUAUGAGCAACUCACCAGGAACUAGUGGUUUGUAUAGGAGAGAUGUAGGGGAAAUGAGGCCUGCCAAGUUUAUGAGGACUGCUGAGGCAAAUGUAGGUCAGCUUAAGCAUCAUACUGUUGAUCAAAAUGCCCUAAAGAAGGCAUUUUUGCACCAAAUUAAGUUGGUUUAUGAAAACACAAACCAGAAAAAUCGGUUUUUGGCAGAUGGAAAGCAGGGACGUAUUCAGUGUCUCGUCUGUGGCAGCUCUUCCCAAGAUUUCCCUGAUAUGCACAGUCUUAUUAUGCAUGCAUACAAUUCAAAUAAUGCUGAUUCAACUAUAGAACACUUGGGCUUUCAGAAAGCUUUGUGCAUUCUGAUGGGUUGGAACUAUUUGAUACCUCCUGAUAAUUCAAAGUCAUACCAGCUGUUAUCUGGUGAUGAAGCAGCUGCUAACCAGAAUGACUUGAUUAUGUGGCCACCACUGGUGAUAAUUCAUAAUACAAUGACAGGGAAGCGUGCAGAUGGGCGCACAGAGGGUUUGGGGAACAAAGCAAUGGAUAGUUAUCUUAGAGGUAUAAUACAUCCCUGCAUUCUUUCUUUUCUUUCCAAUUCAUCUGAGGGGGAUAUACCAGCUUCCAAGAUAUUGUCCAUUUGCCUUGGGUUCUCUUCUAGCUACCUGCUCUCUGUUAGUUGUGAACUUUUAGAAACAUAUGCACUGCAUAUGUGGUGACCGCAUUUUUUCUAGUUUUAUUAUUCAUUGCCCCCCAAUUAAAAGGAAAUUCAGAACUA
Ipomoea triloba (trilobed morning glory) is the source of this 1629-nucleotide messenger RNA. RefSeq lists its product as uncharacterized. The coding region runs from base 149 to 1570 and encodes 473 amino acids. The record is from RefSeq and is a predicted model, not a curated record. Lineage: Eukaryota; Viridiplantae; Streptophyta; Magnoliopsida; Solanales; Convolvulaceae. The transcript is spliced from 2 exons.